Messenger RNA from Ilyonectria robusta, 1656 nucleotides. RefSeq names its product amidase signature domain-containing protein. NCBI's taxonomy places the organism in Eukaryota, Fungi, Ascomycota, Sordariomycetes, Hypocreales, Nectriaceae. The transcript has a single exon. The coding region runs from base 1 to 1656 and encodes 551 amino acids. The record is from RefSeq and is a predicted model, not a curated record.
AUGUCUGCUCCAUUCAACUGGCAGGAUAUAGUGGCAGCCAAGCGGGAGCAUCGCGCCUCGCUCAUCCCGCAGCAUUGGCAGAUCAAGGUUCACGACCAAGUGGCAGAAUACAAUCCUCUCAAAACGUUACUAGAGAGCGGCGUGUUGACACCGGAGGAACUCGACUUGACCAACACAAGCAAACAUGAUGCUGUUGGAACUCUCAGCCUGAUCGCUGCUGGAAGCGUAAGCGCCGAGAACCUCGUCACUUCGUUCUGCAAGCGAGCUGCUGCGGCGGACAGUUUGACCAAUUUCAUCACCGAGGUCAACUUUGAGAGAGCCAUUCUGCGUGCAAAGGAGCUUGAUAAGCACCUGAAAGAGACUGGCAACGUCGUCGGACCGUUGCAUGGUCUACCCAUCACCGUCAAAGACCAUAUGGAUGUCGAGGGACACGAUUCAUCUGCCGGCAUUGCGGCCUUCUGUUUCGACCCUGCAAAGUCCAACUCGUACCUUGUACAGAUCCUCAUUGAUUCUGGCGCUGUCGUCGUUGCCAAAACCAACGUCCCCCAAACCUGUCUCGCCGCAGACACCAUCAACGUAGUGUUUGGGAGAACUCUGAAUGCACACAAGAGCGGCUUCGGGGCCGGUGGCUCGUCUGGCGGUGAAGGUACUGCUCUCGCCAUGGGUGCAUCUCUCUUCGGACUGGGCUCCGACGGCGCUGGGUCUGCUAGAAUGCCCGCGAUGGCGAAUGGCGUCGUCGGUUACCGACCCAGCGGCUAUCGUCUCCCCGCCGAUGGCAGAUCCAUUCUGGACCCUGGCAUCAUAGGCAUCACACAGUUGGGCCCCGUGGCAACAUUUGGCUUUAUGGGUCACUCAGUUAGAGAUAUUCGACUGAUAACGAAGCUGGUCAGUGAUUUCAAGCCAUGGGAGAAGGACCCCUUUUUGUAUCCGUCUCCCUGGUUGAGCAUCACGGCGCCAGCAAGGCCUCGUAUUGGAGUUUGGGCCCUGGAUAUAACUAACAAUUUUUGUCAUCUUUUUCCUCCUGUGAGGCGAGGCUUUCUAGCAGCUCAGGAGCGUCUGCGGCUGGCUGGAUAUGAGUUGGUCGAGUUUACACCGCCAGACAUGUCCGAGGUCUGGAAUCUCUGCAAGGCAUUUAUCCAUGUCCAGGGAAUCUCUACAUUGACCAAGGAAAUUUCAAAGGAGCCGACCAUGGACAUUGUGGAAAAGACGGGUAUUCUGGGGUCCCGAUGGUCCAAGGGAUUGAAGAUUGAGGACGUUCACGAGCUAAACCAGAAGCUUGCGCUCCUCAACAUCCAGAUGAAGCAAGCAUGGAACGCGAGUGGUAGUCCGCUCGAUGCUCUCCUUUGGGUGACAAGCCCCAACCCGGCUCUUCCCAUUGACGAGUGGACAGAUACUACCUUUACAACUGUUUUCAACGCGGUUGACUGGCCGGCCAUCUCCCUGCCUUUAGGCAUGAAGUGCGACAAAGAGGUUGAUGUCCCGUACAAAGACUUCCAACCCUUUAGCACUGAAGAUGCUCGACUCCAGGCUCUGUAUGAACCUCAUAGGUUCCAUGGACUUCCACUGUCGGUACAGCUGGCAGGCCAAAAGUUUGAAGAUGAGAAGCUUCUUACUAUUGCGGAAUGUAUCCAUCCCAUUAUGGGAAAUAUUCAGUAG